AUCUCCCGCGUUACAACGCUACACCGCGGUCUCCGACAGUCACUCAGGCAGAAGCUUGAGGAGUCAAACGACUCCCUCUUCAGCCUUACUUACGAUCAGUACGUGGAGACAAUGCAAAGCGCCGAGAGGCGUUCGAAGCGUUUUCAGCCCAGCCAGUCCAGCCAGUCCAGCCAGUCCAGCCAGCCCAGCCAGUCCAGCCAUCAGUCCAACCGAAACCGGUUCAGCCAACGGAUGGAUAUCGAUCCCAUCCGAGUCAACUCCUUUAGACCUGUCUUUACCCCAUCGAGAUCCCGCUCCUCCUCUACCUCGUCCAGCUCCUCAGCUGAUCGCAGAGAGUAUCGCCUACUCAACGACCUCUGUCUCUGCUGCGGAUCAGCUACCCACUGGAUAGAAUCCUGCCCCGAAUCUCGUUCAGCCAGACCAGCCAGCCCGACCAGACCAGCCAGCUCAGCCAGACUAGCUAGACCAGCCAGCCCAGCCCAGCCAAGAACUAAGACCACCGCUCGUAGCCCCGCAAUGGAUGCCCUCUUCAGAUCGAAAAAGGGAGGGGCUAUCUCUUAA
Messenger RNA from Bipolaris maydis ATCC 48331, 561 nucleotides. The record is from RefSeq and is a predicted model, not a curated record. Lineage: Eukaryota; Fungi; Ascomycota; Dothideomycetes; Pleosporales; Pleosporaceae.